ACAUGUGGUGGGCCUCACUGAGGAGAAAACUUUAUCAAGACUCUCAGCUUCAACCAGAACAAAACUGUCCAGUGUUUCCUCAGGUAGACACACACUCUCAGAUGUGUCUAAAACCAUGUUACGUUGGGAGGGUAAAAUGUUGCAUCUGAUGGUGUCUACCUUCCCUCUAAAGUGGGCUGCAAACUCCUCACAGAGGGGGUUUGAGGGGGUUUUAUGAGUUGAAUUUAAGUUGGAGUUGAGAAUAUUAAUUUUGGAGAAAAUAAUUUUAGGGUUAUUUUUAUUGUCUGAGAGAAUUUUGGCAAAGUAUGCGUUUCUUGAAUUUCUUACGGCAUUUUUGCAUGUUUUAAGUAGUUCUGAAUAUAUCUGAUGGUUUAUUGUUAAUUUGUUUUUCCUUCAUCUCCUCUCCGCCACUCUGCAAUUUCUCUUUAGUUUUUUUGGGUUUCAUUUCUCCAAGGUGAUGUAUGAUUUGACUGUAAGUUUUUGGUUUUGAGUGGAGCAAGCAAGUUAAGAGCUGACUCAAGUCUUCUGUUAAAAUCAUUGAUAAUGGCAUCACCAGGGGCGGAGACGUUAGUUGGAGGGAUAUUGUUAAAAGCUUCAAGAAAACCAGCAGCCAUGUCAGGGCUUAGAUGACGCUUCUUUACAGUUCUCACAGAGGGCCCCCACUGGAUAACGCUGGUGAUGUUAAAAAAUACGCAAUAGUGAUUGGAUACUGCCAAGUCGACAACAGAGGACACACCAGUGGACACAUACGUGAUGACCAGGUCCAGGGUGUGUCCUCUGUCGUGAGUUGGCUGCGUGACAUGUUGGGUAAAAUCCAUAUACCGUAAUUUCCGGACUAUAGAGCACACCUCAAUAUAAGCCGCACCAAGCUAAAAGCUGCAGAUAUCUAUUGAAUUGAAAACGUAGUUUAACUGAAUGUAACUGAACUGAUCAGUAUCAAACAAAACAGAAAAGUUAUUGAUUAGUUUAUUCAUCGUCCUCCUGCGCACUGAAACCACUGAAGUUAUCUUCUUCAGUGUCGGAGUUGAACAGCCUCACAAGAGCUUUGUCACAUACCUUUUCUGUGUCGAUGUCUGUGUUACUUUCAUCAUCCCAGGGUGAAGCUGGGAAAACAAGCAUUGCUGUUUUACUGUGAAAAAAACCCUCCUGUGCGAUUUCCGUAGCACUCCUUUAACCAUUCCUUCAUUAGACUUUCCAGCAUCCAUCCUUUCUGGUUGACUAAAGCUGCACCUCAUUAUAAGCUGCAUGGUUCAAAGCGUGGGAAAAAGUAGCGGCUUAUAGUCUGGAAAAUAUGGUAAUUCAAGAAGUUUAAAAAAAUCUGUGGCUAAAGGGUCUAAAAGGUUAUACAUGUGCAGAUUAAAAUCUCCAGCUAAAAUAAUCCCAUCAAAGGAGUUGGGUAAAACUGAUAAAAACUCUUGAAUAAAAGGUGCACUCUAUUUAGAAGGCCUGUAAACAGUGACACAUAAAAUCUGAAGAAUGCUAAAAGCGGCUGCAGUACAUUACAGACAGCGAACAUUAAAAAGAGUCAUAUUGACAGAUGCUGGAGGUAGAGUGGCUGUGUGAUUUAUUGAACUUGAGGUGUUUGGUUGCUGUUUAAGGUUAUUGAAGUUGGGUUUGCUAGAUUUACGAUUGAUUGGUCGCUCUCUGCUGAUAAUGACAGGUAUGUGGUUGGUUUGGCAGGGUCCAAGUCCGAUAUGUGAGUUAAUGUUCAAAUCAAGGCUGGGUUUGUAGGUACUUGAACCAGGGGGGCAUCACGCCGGGGACACACUGGCCGCGGAAGCGCCGCGAAAAUAGGACCGCCUUCAUUCGGCGCCCUUGUUAAGCUAUUCUAUAGACCACAUGGGCCGCCGAAGCGCCACGAAUCGCCUCGCGCCGGCGCUCCAGCCCGCGCCGUGCAGCGAUCAUUUCAGCGUUGGCUCUAUUUUUUUUCGCGAGCCGCGGGUGAAUCGCGUGAAUUCUGGCAGGAAGUCAAACGUAGACAUAAGAGGCAGGCCGGUAAAGUUAACAAAAUAAAGCAUUUCAAAAUAAAAUUCCGCAAUAGUCAAAUGUGUUCUUAAACAGACACUGCAGAAAAACCAAACGAACACGCACACACAUACACACACAUCGAACUUGUGUGCGUGUGUGACCACGUGAAGGGGGGUGUGGUUUUGGGUGUCUUUUCACCGGAGCAAACAGGACAGAGAGGCAGAAAGUCUGAGGCAAGCAGUUAGGAUGGAUGACUUUAAUUUGAUGCAACCUUGUGUGAUUGGCUGGCAAUUGGCCUAAAGGGUGGUUUUCCCAAGCCCCAUUGAGUUUGCAGUCCCAGACUCCUCUUGAUGUUGUACAUCUCCAAGCUUUGAAUCAUCCAUGAGUUCUACAUUGAGUCAUAAGCUUUCUUGUACUCUAUCCAGGCCAUACACAGGUUGGCGUGUCAGGGUUUGCAGUCUUGGGCGACUAUUCGGUCUAUCAGCAGUUGUUGUUUUGCUCCUCAGUUUUCUCUGGCCAUGACCUUCUGUGCUGUGCUGAUUAUUGUUCUAGUUUCCACUUACCUUAGUUGUUAUGAUGCCUGAAAUGAGCUUCCUGUGGAGAGACAGGUUAUUGGCCAAUGGUUGGAUGGGACUGGAUAGUCGUCAGGGCACACUGUCCCGCAUGAUUCCCAUUCUGCCCUUUCAAACACCAGUACUUCCCUGCUGCCACACACCUGACUUAAACAAAUGAGUGAUUAGCAGUCAUCUGCAGCACUUGAUGUCCUCCUGAAGAGGCAAUGGAAAUACAUAAGUCAGGUGUGCUGAAGCAGACACAUGGAAAACAUGUAGGAUAGUGGCUCUGAGGAGCAGGGUUGGGGAACACAUCUUUUGCUGGUUUGAUUGAGAAAAGUAGGUUCAUUUAUCUCAUAGCAUGGGGAUUUUUGCUUUCCUUGAAGUUUGCUGCUAUAUCUUAAAACUCUCAAAGUCAAUAAAACGAGCCAGUUCCACUGGAAAGCCCAGGUAUUGAGUUUCAUCACAAAAUUUACAUAAACACUUUUGAACGAAAUAUGAUGCUCAGAGCCCCCGAAACAUACUCUGCCAUCAUCUUGACUAUGCCCUCAUUUUAGAGAUAUUAUUGCUUGUUUGGCAGACCUUAUGAAGAAGGAAAUAUUUGCCCUUUGUGGAAGGCAUUUGUCAGGCUUAAACCCUGUGAUUCAGCUGUUGCUGGAGACAAAAGAAAUGUACUACUUUUUACAUAGCCUAACUAAAAUUAAAGUUGUUAUAUUUUGCAAAGAUAAGUACAAUCUGAUGUUAGUAACUUAGAAUGCUUUAGUAUUGCUUAAUUAUUUAUGUGAGUCUGACUCCGCAUAAAUUGGUAUUGGUGAAUGUUGGUAUCAGAAAUAAGAAUUAGUGUCAGGAUCUGCUCCGACCCCUCUGACUCUUGGUCCCGUCUACCCCUAAUUAGUUGCUUAUUGUACUCACCUGCCCCUUGUUAUCCUACCCAUGUGUUCCUGAUUAUCCUUGUGUAUUUAUACCCCCUGUUCUGCACUUGUCCCCUGUCGGAUCAUUGUUGUGUCUCCACCCUGUUACGUUGCUCCUGCUGUAUCCUAUCUGCCAGUACUCAUUAAAUCCGUUUUAUUUUUACCUGAGCUGCAUUUCUGCCUCCUGGUCCAGCUCCACCACACAUGGUCCGCCUCCACCCACACCGUACCGUGACAGUGAGACUAUAUUGGUUUAUUGGAUAUCAGUAAAAAGCAGAUAUCAAACAUCCAUAAUGCGUGGAUAUGUGCGUGGAGAUUGGUUUUAUUUUUCUUCUCUUUUCUUUCUCCCUUCCUUUUUGAUGGGUCUGUUUUUUUUAGCAUCUCCAUCAGAACUGGGCAGGUCUAGACCUUACCAAGGAGUCCGAGUCCGAGAUCCUGUGAAAGAGCUGCUCAGGAGGAAGAGGAGUCUGGAGCUCCAAAACACCAAGAACACACCUCCUGCAGCGGAUGUGGAGGCUCAUAACAAUCAGUCAUCAUUUACACAAGGAAGUUUUGGCUCUGAUGCUGCAGCUGGUUCCUCAGCUGAGCUGGCUGCAGCUGGUGAUGAAGGGCUGCUGUGUGCUGGGUGGAAAACUAUGUCCUCUGUCACCAAUGCUGCUCCGCAACCUGCUGUCAUGGCCUGGUCUCCUUCUGACUACAACCAGCAGGACCCCACUGCUCAGACUCUGGCCUACCCUGCUGCCCCAGCCCUUGCUGCUGAUGUGUACAUGCAGACACUGUGCCCCAGCUACACCAUGCUAACCUACACUCACACACCACUGCUGACUAACUUUGGGAUACCAGUGGCCCCCGGCCAAUCAUCCCUCUCUUCAGUGGAGUUCCCAGAUUCGGGGCUAGCCUACCCUCUGUGGGCCCAGCCCCUCACCACCAUAUCUACUUUACCCAAUCCAGGAGUCCAGUUUCCUCCUGGUUCAGCAUCCCCUCUCAUCCACAUGCCCUUGUCCUUGCCUUUAACCUCUGUGAUCCCUCAACUUGAUGCCCAGGAUGUAAACCCUCAGCCCCAAAUCGUGGACCUCCCACAUCAUUCAGAGGAUCAGCUGGACCCAGAACCACAAGAGCAAUCUUUGAGUGAAGAGACAGAAGAAGAAUCAGAAUCAUCCAACCUGCUGGACAAACUCCUGGAGGAUCAGAAAGGGCACGAUGAAGAAGAGGACAAAGACUCAUACACCAACUCCCUUUUUUUGCCUAACAUCUGAAAACUGACUGUAGUUUCUCCAUGAAACUAAGUCCUUUUCUUUCUCACAUAUGUGAAUGCAUAACCACAGUGUUUUUGAGGGUAUGUUUUGUAGGUGUGGCUCUAGAAACAUUCAGAAACAAAGAUGGGUCACCAUGAUCUCCUGAAAUUCCUGAAACACAAGAAACAUGGAAUACACUCGCUUGCAUUUUUAUCAUGAAAUGCCACAAAUUUCCUUUUAAAAUAAUUGUUUUUAGUUGUCACUUCAGACCUGUGUCCAGUUCUUCUGAUAUUUGGGAAUUGUUGUAACCAUCUCUUUUUGCUGCAUGCUUGCAGCCCUCCCCACAGAUGUUUAAAUCCUCCCCCACUCAGGUGUUUAUAGCAGCAGUCAUGUUUUCUGGCAGACGAUUGCUGGAAAGCUCAGAAAGGUGGGAUGCAAACUUCUACAACUACAAACCUCAAACCUAACUAAGGCUUUAAGGUGUGGAAGUCUAAAAACGUUUUAAUGAUUAUUUCUGAUUAUAAUAGAGCUCCGGGAGUUGACGUCACUUCUCCCGGCAUGCAACAGUUCAAAUCGAAACGGCGCCAUAUUGGCAGGCAGAAGCCGGCAGCUGAACUAUUUGUUAUUGUCAGAAAACUCAAUCAGACAGGAGAUACGGUAGAUUCCUGUUGUGCCCCAGGAUGCAGAACAGACGCAGACGACAUAAGGAAUGAGCCAUCUACAGGAUUCCCCAAGAUCCGGAGCGCCGCAAACGUUGGAUCAUUGUAAUAAAACGCGCUAGUGACCGGGCUAAAAUGAAACUGUGGGAUCCCGAGAGUAAAGGUUUUCAUUAAUGCAGCGACCACUUCAUAUCAGGUACUUAAACCAACAUUUCCUCAACUGUGUAUGGUAUUUAUUUUAAAUGCUUUUAUUACGAUUCUUAGUGGGCUUCCUAAACUUAUUUUGGCGUGGCUUUUUCUGUCUUAUUACUCAUAGCAGCAAGAAAACAUCACGUAAAACGUUGCCUCGUGAUUUCUGCGUGCUGCCGUUUACGUGUUUUAUGAUCACAGCAAUUAACCGACUAAGCUGUAUUUAAUUUUUAAGCAAUGGUUGAUCAGGUGUCAGAUCACACAUAAAAAGCACUUUGGAUUGCUAUUAUCUGUCUCACCGAGACAGAUCUCAGACAGAUCCUGAGACGCUCCUGCCUGACAUAUUUAUUUUAUUCACGGAAAAAAAAUCAAACUAGUGAUUUCUCUUGGCGUUCAGUUUAUACAUUCAAACAGCACAGCACUCUAUUUAAACUACUUACAUGUAAAUCAGUUAUUUGUCCAUCCAUCCAUUUUCAUCCGCUUAUCCGGAGUCGGGUUGCGGGGGCAGUAGCGUCGAGAGGCCCAGACUUCCCUCUCCCCAGCCACCUGAGCCAGCUCCUCCAGGGGAAUCCCAAGGGGUUCCCCGGCCAGGUCCAGUAAGAAGUCCGCUCCGACAGCUUCUGGCGUUUUUAAAAAGUAUCCCAGGGGCACGGUAAGGGUCGGAGAUGUUUAGUCUAUUUAAUUUCUGACUAUAAAAAAUGAGUUUUUCAGUUUUAAAGUGUGAAGUAAAGUCCAGCGGAGUAAAAUUCAAGCCGAUCCCGUUCAUUUUGUUUACGUUUGUUGCCUGCCAACAUGGCUUCUACUCUCUGAGAGUGACGUGACGUCCGGAGCUCUAUAGGUCACUGUGAGUUUUUCUUGCAGGCUGAACAUGAAAAAGGUCCCCUCCACCUACCUUCUGCAUUAACUUCUGAGACGGUGAAACUCUAGGAUUUGAAAACCCUGACAGAUGUACGUCACACUGUCACUGAGCAUUCAUGGACUCACCCAUCUUGGCUCAUGACGGAGAAGGCUGUUGUUGGUUUAGUGUCCAGGAGACAGCAGUGAAUGUCCCUACUGGUAGAAGCUAACCAUUAGCAACUCCACCACACAGCAGAACUUAUUCAGGCUUGUGUUAUUUGUGGGGAUAAAAAAAUCCAUGUUGCAAGGCAGUGGUAGUGCUGUUAUCCAAUCAGAGGCGAACUGUCUAAACAUCAGGAAAUAAGACUCCAAAUCCGGCUUGUCCACGCUGAUCUAAGCGAUUCUGGGUGUUGUUGUUUGUUUUUGUUUUUUUUGCCCUGAGUACGGCUUGCAAGGCAUUCAUUCCUACAACAGGCCACUAUAAAUGUACUGAUUAAAUGCGUUUCCCAUACCUUUUAUAAAAAUCCAUAAUUAUAACUCGUGUUGAUUUUUUUAAAGAUAAGUAAGUACAAGACCUGUUACGGAUUUUAAAUGUUUUCAUGUUUCCAGCAGUUAAUUCUUUAAUAAUGGAUGUUUUAGACACAGAAUUUAUGCCUUUACUUUUGUCUGUGUUUGUAAAAUGUCAUGUUUGUCAUUAACAAAGAAAAUUAAAUAUUUAUUACAUUAUAAGAAAAAAUAAUAAAACACUUUAGUAAAUGUCUG
Molecule: messenger RNA, 7112 nt
Organism: Nothobranchius furzeri (turquoise killifish)
Lineage: Eukaryota; Metazoa; Chordata; Actinopteri; Cyprinodontiformes; Nothobranchiidae
Source: RefSeq, a predicted model, not a curated record